AAAAUGCUAACUGAGGGGAUUGUGGAAGACGACUUCGACCAAAAUGAAGAUGCGUGGUGCGCUCAACGGAACCUCGAGCACGAUCUCCAUUUGGCCGCCGAGCUGGGCAAAUCCCUUCUGGACCGCAACCGCGAGCUGGAGCAGGCGCUGCAGCAGAUUUACUCCACCAACCAAGAACAGCUGCUGGAAAUAGAGUAUCUGGCCAAGCAAGUGGAGCUGUUGCGUCACAUGAACGACCAGCACACCAAAGUUUAUGAGCAACUGGAUGUGUCCACCAGGGAUCUGGAGCAAGCCAAUAAGAAAUUGGUGCAGGAUGAACGCCUGGCGCAGAAGAAGAUCAACAGUUUGACAGAGUCCAUAGACGGGCUUCAAAUGCAUGUGGAGGGUCUUCAAAAUCAACUGGAAGCACUGACGUCAACCCAGUCAGAGCGAAACAAACAAGAAAAACGACGCAACCUCACCGCACAUAGUGUUUCUUGUCUUAAAGAGCUGUACAACUUGAGGCAUGACAGAUGUGUACUCAACGAUAGUCGACAAAUAGAGGGAUUGUGGUCACCGCAGAAAUGCAUCUACGAUCGAGACCCAGAAGACGAGCACGAGGCCCUUCUCGGCUCCGUCCGAACUCUCACCAAUCAAUUAGCCGCAGAGAAAAGUCGUCGGGAGGCGGCGGAAAGCGAGAGCCAGCUGACGGCCGAGGACAAGCGAAGCUUGGAAAGCCGGCUUGUCAUGCUGGCUGGUUGUCGGGACAGGCAGGCGGAGCUGGAGGUCCAGGUGGAGCAGCUCAGGCUCCUGUGGCGCUCCGACUGCGCUAAGAGCAGGAAACCUGUCCAACUACUUCUCCCUGACACGAUAUUCUUCACCUCAGACGACAAAGCCGAAGUGGAUCCCGCUGAGUUGGAGGAGGUUGACCAGAAGUACGCUGAUGAUGAUCACGAGCAGAUGUGCGUGCGGCGAGCGGAGGUGGUAAAGCGGAGGGGUAUCUUGCUGCUGAAUGAGGUGGAUGCACAGUACAGCGCACUGCAGGUGAAAUAUGAUGCACUGCUCCAGAGAUGUCAGCAGGCAAACGUGGGGCUCACCCACAAAUCCGUCCAAACGCCACGCAGCCCGUCUGCUAGCAGCCGUCCACGAGAACGCACGCUGGUGCCAGAAGAGCCUGAGUACAAAAUCCUCUUCAAGGAGAUCUUCACCUGCAUCCAGAAGACUAAAGAAGACCUGCAUGACAACAAGCUUGUCAGGGACGCUUCUGCCGUGUGA
Nerophis lumbriciformis (worm pipefish) is the source of this 1254-nucleotide messenger RNA. The record is from RefSeq and is a predicted model, not a curated record. NCBI's taxonomy places the organism in Eukaryota, Metazoa, Chordata, Actinopteri, Syngnathiformes, Syngnathidae.